AUGGAACGUGCUUCAACUUCCGAAAAUAUUGGGGGUCUUAGUAUUGGAAACAUUAUCAAGCACAAAAAUCUUGCACUACUAUUCAAGUGGUUAUGGAGAUUCUUUGACGAGCCAUCCAAAUUGUGGUGCCAAGUCAUCCGAACAAAAUACAAAUAUUCGCCCACACUCACAAUAUCUGACUUAAAAAUUUCUUGCUCAGGAGGGCCAUGGAGACUAGUAUGUCCUUCCAUCCUUCGAAAUCAAGGAGCCAAAAGCAUUGCCAUUAAGGGCGUUAAGAAAAAUGACAAAAAUGGCCAAGAUUCUCUCUUUUGGCACGAUGUAUGGAUUGGAGAUGCUGCUUUGAAAUCAAUUUUUCCUGGACUGUACGCAAUUUCUAUCUUCCCUAAUGGCACGGUGGCAUCAUAUGGCUUUUGGAAAGGGAUUGCUUGGAUUUGGAGCUUUGCUUGGAACAGAGUUCUUAGGCCUCAAGAUCUAGUAGACAAGGCCCAAAUGGACAUUAUGCUUCAGCAGGCUCACGUCGCUUAUGAAAGCAAAGACAAUCUGAUAUGGACUUUCAAUUCAUCAGGUAAAUUUUCCUUAAAAUCUUUCUCCCUUGAGUUCGAUAAUUAA
Messenger RNA from Beta vulgaris subsp. vulgaris (sugar beet), 609 nucleotides. RefSeq lists its product as uncharacterized. NCBI's taxonomy places the organism in Eukaryota, Viridiplantae, Streptophyta, Magnoliopsida, Caryophyllales, Amaranthaceae. The coding region runs from base 1 to 609 and encodes 202 amino acids. The transcript has a single exon. The record is from RefSeq and is a predicted model, not a curated record.